UUGAGAAUGUAUACCGCUGGUCGUCAAUUCUUAGAUGAAAUGUCCCAGGGUAGUUCUCGUAAACCAUCUUAAUUCCACCUCCAAACACAUUUUAAGUAUUUUAUAUUGGCCCUAGAAAGAAGAGUGGUGGAAAGAAAAAAAAAAGAAAAAGAAAAGGAGAAGGGCACGUGGAGUUGUGGGUCGCGCCGCCGCCGCCGCCGCCGUCUCCACUCUCCGCCGGCCGUAAGACUGUGGGAUGGAAUCCGAGAGGGAAGAGUCGACGGCGCGUGCAUUUCGGCAAUAACCACACCGGAUUCUACAGUACUGACUUCUUCUGCCUGCUAUUUCCAGUCCAUGGCGGAGAUCGCUCUAGCGACGGCAUUGGACAUCGCCGAGCUCCCUUUCUCCGACCUCCUCCUCCUCGCCUCGCCAGAUCUUCCGGAUGGAGACCGGCGCAGCCGCCUCCUUGCCACCGUCGCUACCUCGCUUGGUCGCCGUGGGUCUGGUUUGUUAGCCAUCACCAACGUGCCGCGCGCUGGCGCCCUCCGCCGCCGGCUUCUCCCACUGGCCCGCCGCCUUGCCGUCAUGGACCACCCCUCGCGCUCCCAGCUCCUCAAGGAGCAUGGUUUGGGUAGCGACGUGCCUAUGAAGAAGCUGGACCGACCCGUUUCCUCGUUUGCCCGGCUUCUGCGGCAUUCAGGUAAGUUCCACUUGCUGGAGUCGAUGAACGAAAUGGAGAGCAGCAAGAACGAGCCUGAUUAUCCGGAGAAGGCCUUGGGCGAUGAUGUAAUUGGGGAAACCAAGGGCGAUGGCACUGAGAAACUUGGCCAGUUAGUUGAGGAGCUUGGUGUUUGCAUGAUGGAACUUGGGAUUUUGGUUGCGCGAGCCUGUGACAUUGUUACGGGUGGAAAUCAGUUGGAGAAAAGCAUCGUGGAUUUCGGAACCGCAAAGGCGAGGCUCAUUCACUACCACUCUGAGUUGGAUAACAUUGUUAUCCAGGAGAGUAGCAGAAAGAGAAAAGGGUCAAAAAGCAAAAUCGCAGCAACAGAUUGUAAGUCAUGCUCUCAAAGGUCUGAAUCAUCACAAGGAUCCUGUAUCAGAUCAGAAGGUGGUACUACUACUAUGUCAGGGAAACAAAAGGAUUCCAAAGAUAAAUCGAAUCAAGGUCAGGGUAGUGCAGUUUCUCUCACGAACUUAUGGCAAGAGUGGCACUAUGACUAUGGGGUCCUUACUGUUUUGACAGCACCAUUAUUCUUGUGCUCCACGUUAGGAGAAGGAGGUUCCAUUAGCGAAGAAUGUUCCCCCCCUGAUGGGCAUACAUACUUGCAGCUGUUCAACAGGAGGAGGAUAUUCUCGGUGAGAUGCUCUCCAGAGAGCUUCAUUGUUCAGGUUGGGGAGGCAGCAGACAUCUUGUCCGGUGGGAAUCUGAGGUCUACACUUCACUCUGUGACUAGACCAUUCGGCUCUACAAACAUCAGCCGGGAAACUUUUGUAGUGUUCUUGCAGCCAUCAUGGGACAAAAUUUUACCUUACACUGGUCACUGUUUUGCUGGUCAUGAUGAACCAAGUGAAGGCGAUGACUCAACAUUCAGUGAUGGGUCAGUCAUGUAUUCAAGUAAGCAUAAAUUGAUGCAAGAUAUUUUGAAAAAGAUCCCCCCUCUGUCAUCAAGGCUAAAAGAAGGGAUGACAUUUGCUGAAUUUUCUCGACAGACAACAAAACAGUAUUAUGGUGGUGGAGGCAUCCAACAAAAUAAUUAAAAGCAGUACUCUGGUACUGAAAUGCACCUGUUGGAGGCACAAACACUAACAGUAUGCAUUGUUUUGUUUUGUCAUAAUGAUGGGAAAUUUAGUAGUGAUCCAUGCAAAAUUAGUGACAUCAUGGUAAAUGCAGAAUUAUUGUCUGUUCCCCAUGAUGAAUGUUUUUCAAAUUUUCACAUCAGAGUCUGUGUUUCUGAUAUUAAAUAGAUGUCUGACAAAGUUAGUUAGCAUUAGGCCCUUAGCAUCAUUUCUAUUGAUUUUGUCUAACAUCAUUUUCUUUCAAUAAAUAGACAGAACAGUCUUUCCUCUCUGUCUUAUGCUUCUUAAGAUUAAAUGUGAUGCAUGCUUCAAUAUCUUCUGAAGGAACAAGUGGCUAAGAAGAUACGGAGUUAACAUAGCUGUAUCCUAUUUCAGUGAUGCUGGUUCUCUGUUGCUUGUUUAAUGUGUUGUCAUUCUUAGCUGGGGUUUCUGAUACUGACAAAAAAGAUCUCACAAUCAUUCUUUUCCAGCAGAGAGCUGACAGUUUUACAAUAUCUGUCCCGUUUUUCAGGACUCACUAAUUGCUACAAAAAUAGCAACAGAGAAUAUUGCAUUUCUUUUCUUUUUCUUGGAACAUUUUCAUUGUUUCCAUUAAGUGGUACCCGCAAUUUUUUCCACCGGUUAUUCCACUGAGAAGGCUACACAAUCUUCCUCCCACCUCACUAUCUCAGGUGGAACUCACUGGGCAAA
This is a messenger RNA of Oryza brachyantha (malo sina), 2466 nucleotides long. RefSeq lists its product as uncharacterized. The transcript has 2 exons. The record is from RefSeq and is a predicted model, not a curated record. Bases 334 to 1737 code for a protein of 467 amino acids. NCBI's taxonomy places the organism in Eukaryota, Viridiplantae, Streptophyta, Magnoliopsida, Poales, Poaceae.